CUAGGACUCUCUGGUGCAAUCGAGGACCCAUGCUGGGAAGGCCUUGGGGUAGACCCAUAUGUCUUCAUCAAGCAGGAUAUUUUACAUGGGAUACACAAGUUUAUUUGGGACCAUCCUGGUGAGUGGCUCAAAAACUUACUUGGUCCUGGAGAACUUGACCGUCGGUUCAUUGCUCAACCCCCACUUCACUACCGCGUCUUCACUGGAGGGAUAUCAAAGAUCUCACAGGCAUCUGGACAGGAGCAUCGGACAUAUCAACGAUCCAUAUUGCCAGUGAUCGCGGGCCAUGAGAACAUUGACAACAAGGUCAUUCGUUCAACUCAAUCCCUUCUGGACUUCGCCUACAUGGCACAGUAUCCUUUGCUUUCAGAGACUGACCUCGACAAGAUGGGUGACCUACUUUCUAUGUUUCACGACAACAAGGACAUCUUUAUCCACAGAGGAGCAUGCCAAGCAGGACAUUUUCGAAUACCUAAAUUACAUGGAUUGCGACAUUUCAUCGAUGACACCAUUUCGGGAGGAACGCCUGAUAACUUCUCCACAGAGACUCCUGAAUCUCUGCAUGUAGAAAUGUGCAAAGACCCCUACUGUGCAUCAAAUCGUCACGAAUAUGGUGAGCAGAUUAUCAACUACCUA
Molecule: messenger RNA, 636 nt
Organism: Cantharellus anzutake
Lineage: Eukaryota; Fungi; Basidiomycota; Agaricomycetes; Cantharellales; Hydnaceae
Exons: 1
Source: RefSeq, a predicted model, not a curated record